Molecule: messenger RNA, 747 nt
Organism: Populus nigra (black poplar)
Lineage: Eukaryota; Viridiplantae; Streptophyta; Magnoliopsida; Malpighiales; Salicaceae
Product: photosynthetic NDH subunit of subcomplex B 3, chloroplastic
Exons: 6
Coding region: 129-716 (195 amino acids)
Biological process (GO): P450-containing electron transport chain
Cellular component (GO): chloroplast thylakoid membrane
Molecular function (GO): 2 iron, 2 sulfur cluster binding
Source: RefSeq, a predicted model, not a curated record
UUUGUCUCCAAUCAUAUAGGAGGAUAAGAUAAAUAAGAACCACCACACAACAUCUGCUAAAACCCCUUCCCUUCCCUUCAUGCAAAAUCAUCUACCACCCUCCCAAUCCUGAAACAUCAACAGGAAGCAUGGGCAGUCUCCAACUUAACUCCUAUGGUUUAGCCCCUUUCCAAGUUCCCACCAACAAAAGCCUUAAACCCUCAAGACAUACAAUUAGUUUUAGCCCCUCUAGACUUAAAAUCCGCGCCGUCAGCACUGUCCCGGAGAGUUCAUCCGAGGCCAAGGAGCCAGAAGAACCACCUUGUGUCCAUCUUGCAUUUGUUCAUUCUGUGUUGCUCCCAGAUGGAACCCCCGAUGUGCAUUUUCGCAAUGCUCCUGGGGGCCAGAAACUUAGGGAUAUAAUGAUGGACACAAAUAUUGAGCUUUAUGGACCAUAUUCUCGAGCCUUGCUAAAUUGUGGGGGAGGAGGUACCUGCGCAACAUGCAUGGUGGAGGUUAUAGAGGGGAAAGAGCUGCUUAGUCCUCGUACGGACAAUGAGAAGGAGAAACUCAAGAAGAAACCGAAAAAUUGGAGGCUUGCUUGUCAAACCACAGUUGGUAAUCCAGAUUCUAGAGGACUGGUUGUCAUCCAACAAUUGCCAGAAUGGAAAGCUCAUGAAUGGAAUUAUGAAAAACUAUUGUUUUCUGAAAUGUUGUCGGAAAUUCAAUCUGAUUAAAGGAAAGGAAAACCUCAAUUUAGUAUUCUAA